UUGCCUGGGGCAGGGGAAUGGUGUGUGAAAAAAGGCCCACAACACUGCAUUCUUGCAGGUUGCUGAACUGCUGGCUCACUUCAGAUUUUGCUGGGAGCCUCUCCUGUGCCUUUAGUAUGAGUUGGACACUGACAAGACUGGAUCUGAGUUACAACCCCCUGGAAGACCAGGGAGCAGCAUUGCUCUUCAGGGUGCUGGAACAUCCUAGCUGCAAGCUUGAGAGUCUGUGCAGGGCCUUGUCUGAAGAAAUGCCAAUCACCGAGGAGUCAUGUGAGGGCCUUGGCUCUGUCCUGGGCAUCAGCCAGACCCUGCAGUGGCUGGAUCUGAGCUUUAAUGCCUUGGGAGACCAUGGCAUGGGGCUGCCGUGUGGAGGCCUGCGGCAGGCCAAUUGCCAAUGGAAGACACUCAGCCUGGCCAACUGCCGCCUCACCCCUGCUGGUGGCCCCAGCAUCUCGUCUGUCUUAAGUGCUUCCAGCAGCAUCGAGUUCCUCUUCCUCAGUGGCAAUGACUUGGAAGACAUGGGGAUUCAGAAGUUGUGUCAGGGCCUGAUUCACCCCAACUGUAAAGUGCAGGAGCUGAAGAUCCAGAUGUGCGGGCUCACCUGGCUAGGCUGUGAGGCCCUGGCCUCAGCACUGCGCUGCUGCCCCAGCCUGAGGCAGCUGGACCUCAGUGACAGCUCCCUGGGGGAGGAAGGCUCAAAGUGGCUUUGUAGGGGCCUGAGGCAGCCCAGUUGUCAGCUGCAGAGAUUCAGGUUAUUCAGGUUUGUCCUGAGCGAGGCAGCCAAGGCUGAGCUGGCAGCUGUGGCCAGAGUCAAGCCUGGCCUGGAGAUCUCCUACAAUAACAAUUGGACUGGGUUUGCUGAGCUCUUCUGA
Phascolarctos cinereus (koala) is the source of this 872-nucleotide messenger RNA. NCBI's taxonomy places the organism in Eukaryota, Metazoa, Chordata, Mammalia, Diprotodontia, Phascolarctidae. The record is from RefSeq and is a predicted model, not a curated record.